Microtus oregoni (creeping vole) is the source of this 2802-nucleotide messenger RNA. RefSeq names its product cytochrome P450 1B1. Gene Ontology annotation, molecular function: monooxygenase activity; heme binding; oxidoreductase activity, acting on paired donors, with incorporation or reduction of molecular oxygen. Lineage: Eukaryota; Metazoa; Chordata; Mammalia; Rodentia; Cricetidae. Bases 370 to 2001 code for a protein of 543 amino acids. The record is from RefSeq and is a predicted model, not a curated record. The transcript has 3 exons.
CCUCUGCGACGCCAGCUGGAAAGUCUCCCUCAGCCUAGGAUUUGACUCCAGUUUACCAACUCCUAACCCCCGCCCAUCUCAACCGCAGCUCCAACUCCGUGAGAAAGCCCCGACUUUGCAGAGCCCCAGGUGCAGUGGAGCCCGGCAAACUUGAGACACUUUUUCCUUCCUUUCCUCCAACCCAAUCCAAGUUUAGGUUCUGACUGAGCCAAGAGUGGGUGCUAAAGCAGCGGGGCAUCAGGUGUCUAGGGCGGGCCUCCAGGUCCCUGGGGGGACUCUCAGGUUGAAGUCUUGCUGUGGGCAGAGGCUUCAGGGCUUCUCCCAGAGCCGGUUGUUCUGCACCGCUGGAAAACCACGCUUCAUCGCAGCAUGGCCACCAGCCUUAGCGCAGACAGCCCGCAGCAGCUGAACCCGUUGUCUACCCAGCAGACCACACUUCUGCUACUCCUCUCUGUCCUGGCCGCUGUGCACUUGGGACAGUGGCUGGUGCGACAGUGGCGGCGGAAACCGUGGUCCUCGCCCCCGGGUCCUUUCCCAUGGCCACUGAUCGGAAACGCGGCGUCUGUGGGCCGGGCGUCGCACCUGUACUUCGCUCGCCUUGCGAGGCGCUAUGGUGACGUUUUCCAGAUCCGUCUGGGCAGCUGUCCCGUGGUGGUGCUGAAUGGCGAGAAUGCCAUCCACGAAGCCCUGGUGCAGCAGAGCAGCAUCUUCGCCGACCGGCCGCCCUUCGCCUCUUUCCGCGUGGUGUCUGGCGGCCGCAGCCUGGCGUUCGGCUCCUACUGCGAGCGCUGGAAGGCGCAGCGACGCGCGGCCUAUGGCACGAUGCGCGCCUUCUCCACGCGCCACCCGCGCAGCCGCCGCCUCCUUGAGGGCCACGCGCUGUGCGAGGCGCGAGAGUUGAUUGCGGUCCUGGUGCGACGCUGCUCAGGCGGUGCCGUCCUGGAUCCGACGCAACCGAUCAUCGUGGCCGUGGCCAAUGUCAUGAGCGCCGUGUGCUUCGGCUGCCGCUACAACCACGAUGAUGCCGAGUUCCUGGAACUGCUCAGCCAUAACGAAGAGUUCGGGCGCACGGUGGGCGCGGGCAGCCUGGUGGAUGUGCUGCCCUGGCUGCAGCUCUUCCCUAACCCGGUGCGCACCACCUUCCGCGAGUUCGAACAGCUCAACCGCAACUUCACCAACUUUGUCCUGGACAAGUUCUUCAGGCACCGCGAAAGCCUGGUACCCGGAGCUGCUCCCCGUGACAUGAUGGACGCCUUCAUCCUCUCCGCAGAAAAGAAGGAGGCCGGGGGAGCUGGCGAGGGUCCCUUCGGGUUGGACUUGGAGAACGUGCCGGCCACUAUUACGGACAUCUUCGGAGCCAGCCAGGACACCCUCUCCACCGCGCUGCUCUGGUUGCUCAUCCUUUUCACCAGAUACCCUGAUGUACAGGCCCGGGUGCAGGCUGAGCUCGACCAGGUUGUCGGUAGGGAUCGUCUGCCCUGCAUGGAUGACCAGCCCAACCUGCCUUACGUCAUGGCUUUUCUUUAUGAAUCGAUGCGAUUCACCAGCUUCUUGCCUGUCACCAUUCCUCACGCCACCACUGCCAACACCUUUGUCUUAGGCUACUAUAUCCCCAAGAACACGGUGGUUUUUGUUAACCAGUGGUCUGUGAACCACGACCCAGCCAAGUGGCCCAACCCAGAGGACUUCGAUCCAGCCCGAUUCCUAGACAAGGACGGCUUCAUCAACAAGGAACUAGCCAACAGUGUGAUGAUUUUUUCCGUGGGCAAACGGCGGUGCAUCGGCGAAGAGCUCUCUAAGAUGCUGCUGUUUCUCUUUAUCUCCAUCCUUGCUCACCAGUGCGACUUCAAGGCUAAUCAAAACGAGCCCUCAAACAUGAGUUUCAAUUACGGCCUGACCAUUAAGCCCAAGUCAUUUAAAAUCCACGUGUCUCUCAGAGAGUCCAUGGAACUCCUUGAUAGUGCUGUUCAAAAGCUGCAAACUGAGGAGGCUCGCCAGUGAGAAGCCAGGGUAGCAGAGAUGUUACAAGAAGAUCUGACUCAUUACCUGGGGAGGGAAAUACGGGUUGUUUUUUUUUUUUUCCCCAGCUCCAUUUUUGGUAUCACUUCUCUAAGUGAGCAGAGGCUAAGUGGCCUGAAGGUGAGGCGUGUUUACUAGUUCAUGGCUCCUCAUGUUUAUCGGCGUAAAUGAAUUUAGACAGAUUGUAAUAAUAUAUACAGCUUUAAUGGGGAAAUAGACUUACAGAACCACCGGUUCCCACGGAGAACAGGGAAGCAGAGAGAGCAGUGGGGCUCAGGCUUGCUAGAUUUAUAAGUAAACAUUAGCCCGAGGCGAACAUGGCCCCUAAUGGGCUGGGCUUAUCCCUACACUCAUGGGCUCAUGCUGCCCUUCCUGGAAGUAUUUUUGAGUCAGAGAAAAAGGGUCUAAGGAUUUUUAUUUUUUACAAUUAAACAUAUGCACAUAUACCAAUAGAUGUGCACAACUACCUAACAAAGUAUUUCAGUAAUUCUGCCCUUGUAGGUGGAUUUGAAAUGGAACCCCUAUGUGCGGAAAUUUACGCUUUCAGAACCUACACUAAACAAAGGUUUAGAAUAUACUCAAGAUUCAAGAUGAGUGAUUUCAAUGAAAAAUUGUGAAGACCAGAAAUUCUCCACCAAGAACCAACUUACUUGAGAAACUACUUUAAUUCCUUUGUAGUGGCCUGGCUGAGGUUUGCUUUCUUCCUGAAGACGUUCCUGCCACUUUAGGAUGGACCAUAAAGUCAGUUACUCAAAAAGAAAUUCGUAGUUAAUUCAAUAACUG